AUGGAUACGUCGACUGACUGGCUCGCCCAGCUUCCCUUGGAAAUCAUUUCGAUGAUCCUUUCCCAGCUUUCGAUCCAUUCCCUCGUCUCCUUUGGUGCCACCUCAAGAAACAAUUUCAGAUAUCAUAUUCUCGGCGUGAAGCGGCUCCAUUUGGCUGUCUUUAAUAGACCUCUUGAUGCCCAUAUCGCCUUCAUGGACCGCGGUUUAUCAAACGACUCGAAAACAAGCGAUGAUCUGAGCCAGGUACACCAAAUACAAGUAGUUUUACCGGGGAGUUCCACCCAAUUCGACGUACCACUGAGAGACUAUUUUGAGAAAAAUUCAGGAACCAAGAGGGGCAAGCAGAAAUAUGCCGCCCUUAUGAGCGACAAACAGUUUGGUGAUCUCUUGUCCGUUGAGCAGACGAUACGAGCACAGAAUGAGAAAUUUUCUCAAAUGGUCUACCGAUACGGGGCCUCUCUCAUGGAGUUGGAGUUCCUGGCGCAUGAUCUUAGCAAUGAGGGAGCCAUGGCUCUGGGAGCAAGUUGCGGCUCCAAACUGCGGCAUCUUGGGCUUCGUUUUCAGCACCCACAUGUCAGAGAUGGGUGUCUUAUUAGUGGCCGUUACUGGGCAAAUCCUGCUCCUGCAAGUUCAGCAUGGAAUUAUCUCAUUGGAAUUGGCCCGGGGGCAAAAGAAAUCAGCAUGAGCAAUCUGGAAAGCUUGGUUCUGGAACGAGCGGGCAUCACCCCGUGGCAGCUACGAAUGCUGAUAAAACGAAACCGCACCCUGGAAGUUUUAAAGCUGCGUACCUGUGCUGCAGUUAAGCCAGAAUUUGUUAACUGGCUAGGAGGUAUGGGCAUUCCAGACUAUGAGGGAGAAAUUCCUCGCCAAGAAGGGGAGCCUGCUCCGGGAGCAUCGCUAAAGAUCCUGUGGCUUGAGAACUGUAACGGGAUUUAUUCCAAGAAUAAGAAAUUCCAUGGGAAAAGUCAGGAUGUCGAUUCUGGCUUGGAUUGGGUCCGGGGACUCGUGGGGCUUCAGUCACUUUCAUUCCGCGAAUGCAAAAAUAUUGACGCCAAUGCCGUGCAGCGAGCAAACGAAGCAAUCUGGCAUAUUCCUGAGUUGCAUGCGCCCAGGAUAGCCUCCCUUUCAGACUCUCUCAUCGAGGUCGACCCGGAGUAUGCCUGA
Talaromyces rugulosus is the source of this 1164-nucleotide messenger RNA. RefSeq lists its product as uncharacterized. The record is from RefSeq and is a predicted model, not a curated record. Gene Ontology annotation, molecular function: protein binding. NCBI's taxonomy places the organism in Eukaryota, Fungi, Ascomycota, Eurotiomycetes, Eurotiales, Trichocomaceae. Bases 1 to 1164 code for a protein of 387 amino acids. The transcript is spliced from 2 exons.